AGGAGUUCCACUGGGUCUGCCAACAGAUGUGGAAGGCUAAGUUGCUGCGUCUGGAGCGGAGCUAAAUCAUAACGGCUGAGAAGCACAUGUCUCCCUGACUGCUGCCAGAGCUCUUCCCGAUUUGUUUACAGGCUUCAGGAUAUCCACUCGGUGAAGAUGUAGUCCAUUUGGUUUCCGUGGAGAUGUCUCUAAACAGGGCCUCCUCUUGUCGCUGCCCUCCUGCCCUGUUGCCGUGGCUACUGUGGACUCUGUGGGUUCUACUCCUCCCCACGACCGCCGCCUCGACCACGGGCCCCGGCAACAGCACCCUGCUCUUCAACAGUGCCGCCCACGGCAACAGCCUCCGGAAAUGCAGCUGCUCCACCCAAAUCCAGGACUGUGACGAGGCGUUGGCAAACCUGCUGUGCAGCUGCCGCACCAUGUCGCACUCAGAGCUGACCCCUGGGGGCCUGAGGGAGCAGGGCAGCUUGACCAUGUGGCUCAGAGAGCCCUGGGUCCUCACAGAGCUACUGAAUGGGAGCGUGGUGCCAGACCUGCGCCUGUCCUACUGUGGACCCGGGUCCCUGGCCAUCCCCACCCAGUACCUGGCCCUGUUCGGUCUCCGUAGGCUGAGGGUCCACAUCGCUGCCCAGGGUGCCCCACACCCGGAACAAGUCCUCACAAUCGCCUCUGGGACUGAGGAUAUAGAGGGUAUGGGGUCCCUAGCCUCCACUGACCCCUCGUCUUCUAUCCUUCAUGUAUCCUUCCUGGAUGUAGCACUGCUUAAUGGCUUGUCGUCCCUAAAGGCCUACAGUGUGAGCGCCCCUCCCAUGCCCACCCUCUCCCAGUACUUCCCCUACCUGCCCCUGUACCCCUCCACCACCUUGGACCAGCCCCUGUACCCCUCCACCCCUCUGGACCAGCCCCCAGAUCCCCAACAGGACUGCCUCUUCACCUUCAUCUACUAGACCUGUAGGCUCUGAGCAGAGAGCAGGGCUGGGUCAGUCCCUCAGCUAAAUAGAUCUAUGGGAAUUAGACUGGGCUGGAUGGAUAACACUGAAGUGGUAAGUGCAAGAGCUCCAUUCACCCUGAUGUUACUGAAUGCGCUUGAUGUGCAGAGAGCUAUGCUGCUUUUCAAUUUGUUUCUAUAUGGUCCGUUUCUACGCUGCAGAAAACACUAUUCCAAAAUCCACAAGAAGACUCUGGACAAGACAACCAUCUCUGAGAAGAAGAAGGAGGCAUCUGUUAGUAUCAAUGCAAGAGCGAGGCAGAGAAGAAGAGAUGGAAAGAGACUGAGAACGAGACAGAAAACAAGACAGAGAACGAGACAGAGAACGAGACAAGGACGGCAUCCGUCUGCUACAUUCAUAACAAAUGCUAUCUGACAGUUAGCUUUGCCAGCUGCUCUUUUCUUCAGUUAUUCGGUGCAGAUGGCCUAUUAAAGCAUGUUGUUUUGAAGCAGGUUACCAUGGCUCCCCUUUAAAUGGGUCUUCCUGGUUGGAACCCUAAUGGAUCGUCAGGUCAUGUGACUGUUCUUAGUUGAACUGUACGGUUGUGGACCCCACCUUAAGCUGGACUUGGUUGGGUUUUUAAUUCAAGAUGAAGCUGACGUAGAAGCCUUCUGGACUGGUGUGCUCUGGAGACUGGGUCCGUCCGGCCCAUGCUGGAUUGAUUACAUCACUGUGUUUCUGGUGUUCUAGAAUACAGGGUUGUUCUGGAACGGCCUUGGUCUCACCCCUAUGGUCCACAAUAUGUUCUUCUGCUCAUGUUCUAGAAUGAGCAUGUCUGUACCCUUUUAGUUUUUAAGUAGUACCCUGGCCAGGGAUUAGACCAGGUUAGUAAAGGUUAAUACAUUUUACCCUUGUUUUUUAUUUUUUAUUAAAAGAGGGGGAAGAAGGAACAUGACGAGAGGUGUUAGGAAAUAUUUUCUGAUCUCCACUCAAAAAACAAAUAGCACGUGUUUUAUUUUCAGCUGACAUCCGGAGAGAGACAUAGUCACGUCAUUCAUCUAAAA
Salvelinus namaycush (lake trout) is the source of this 1993-nucleotide messenger RNA. RefSeq lists its product as uncharacterized. Bases 183 to 947 code for a protein of 254 amino acids. The transcript is spliced from 2 exons. NCBI's taxonomy places the organism in Eukaryota, Metazoa, Chordata, Actinopteri, Salmoniformes, Salmonidae. The record is from RefSeq and is a predicted model, not a curated record.